AUGGAUCCAAUGGAACUCCGGGAUUUUGAAGACCAGCUUCGCGCGUUCUCGUUGCUACCUAUCGUCCCCCCUCAGUCCCACGACGGGCAACAUCUUGUGGCAUUAGACUCCAUUCUCAAGGAUGCAAUGGAUUCGAGUAAGCGAGCGGUGCCGACUUUGCACGAACAGUGCUCACUAGGCGAAUUCAAUUCAUUUUGGUCGAUGGGGAUGCCACUCGUCGUCAAAUUCGGAGGAGAUCUACAAUGUGACUGGUCACCGAUAUCUCUUGCCACCCUCUUUGGUAGUGACAACUGCUCCAUAGUGGAUUGUGAAGAUCGGAAUUACAACGAAGAAUGUCUAGUCGACGAUUUCCUGCGAACUAAGCUAUUACGUCGGCAAGGGCGCGUACUCAAGCUUAAGGACUAUCCUUCUGAAACUACGUUGAAACUGAAGGCAUCGGAACUGGCCCGCGAUUUCAACUCAGCCGUACCAGUGUCCGAGUAUUGCAGCGACAGUGGACCUUUAAAUAUUGCAAACCACUUCCCUAUCAACUAUUCUUGCGUCCCUGAUCUCGGACCGAAAAUCUAUGCGGCAAUGGCAAGUCGACAGAAUGGCCGUCAGCACGGAAGUACGCGCCUGCACAUGGAUAUUUCGGAUGCUGUGAAUAUCAUGGCAAACAAUGGCGAAGCUCGGUGGAACAUAUUCACGGCAGAGGACACAAAAUUGCUUGAUAGCUUCCUCAAGUCUCGAUUCAAAUUGCCGGCGAAAUAUCGAGCAGGAGAUUCAGUCAACGCCCACCAUGUCUACCUAACACCGGAUCACCUUAAGGAACUCAGAGAAAAGCAUGGCAUUGUACCGUUCACAUUUCAGCAGUCCUUUAGGGACGUGGUUUAUAUCCCAGCUGGAUGCGCCCAUCAGGUCUCAAACAUCACGCCUUGCAUCAAAGUUGCUAUGGACUUCUUGUCCCCCCAGAGCCUCAAGCGCUGCCUUGAACCUCCUCAUACACAGUUGGAUGGCGUUGACAUUGUACGAGACAAUGCAUCGCGAGCUUCAGGGCUCCUCACUACACAGGUGCGAGGCUCUCUGUGCGAAGAUAUGAUGAUGAUACCAGCAUUUUCUAGGACUCCGUCCGUCGCAAGGCCCGGCUCGAUCCACAUGGCGAUGGAAAUCGACAGCGAUCCUGAGUCAUGCCAGGCCAUGUCCACGGAGCCUGGUGCUGGUCGUGAGCACGACCCACCUCUUGUGGAGCUCCCUCGCGCCCCAGAGGCCCUUUCCGAGACUGCGACAAGUAUCCAGCCAACGGCGGACGCUCCAGGUGGCCAGUACCUAGGUCGUCCUCACACUCAACCCGAAACUCAUCAAGCCAGUUCACCACCGCUCAACCUCGUAGACGUCCACGAUCCCACGCUAGACAUCUGUUCCACUGCAUUUUCCGUGACGGAGACUCCUCCCAUGGUCGAACUACCAGGGCCCUCACAGCCAAUAUUCAACAUUGCGCCAACAUUCACUGCUACGUUUCGUUCUAGUGUCUUAGGCAAGCGUAAGGAGAGGACCUGCGUGACAUGUCAAAAGAAAUACCCCGAUUGUCCUGGAGCAGUACGGCGAAAGAGAUGCCUCCUUUUUACUGGUAGUUAG
Molecule: messenger RNA, 1614 nt
Organism: Pleurotus ostreatus (oyster mushroom)
Lineage: Eukaryota; Fungi; Basidiomycota; Agaricomycetes; Agaricales; Pleurotaceae
Exons: 5
Coding region: 1-1614 (537 amino acids)
Biological process (GO): regulation of transcription by RNA polymerase II
Cellular component (GO): chromatin; histone deacetylase complex
Molecular function (GO): chromatin DNA binding; histone H3K9 demethylase activity; transcription coregulator activity
Source: RefSeq, a predicted model, not a curated record